Messenger RNA from Trichosporon asahii var. asahii CBS 2479, 630 nucleotides. RefSeq lists its product as uncharacterized. The record is from RefSeq and is a predicted model, not a curated record. Bases 1 to 630 code for a protein of 209 amino acids. Gene Ontology annotation, molecular function: D-ribulose-phosphate 3-epimerase activity; metal ion binding. The transcript has 2 exons. Lineage: Eukaryota; Fungi; Basidiomycota; Tremellomycetes; Trichosporonales; Trichosporonaceae. Gene Ontology annotation, cellular component: cytosol. Gene Ontology annotation, biological process: carbohydrate metabolic process; pentose-phosphate shunt, non-oxidative branch.
AUGGGUGCUCCCAUCCUCGCCUGCGUCAAGAAGAACAUCCCCGACAUCUUCAUGGACUGCCACAUGAUGGUCUCGAAGCCUUCUCAGGAUGAGGCCGGGGAGUUUGUGAGCGGAGCAGGAGCAGGAGCAGGGUAUCGAGCGUCGAACGGAGAGCUGCAUGGGUAUAGGUGCGCUAACGCGCAGUGGGUCAAGGACGUCGCCGAGGCCGGCGGCAAGCUGUACACCUUCCACCUCGAGGCUGCCAAGGAGGACGCCAAGGCCGUCAUCGACCUGAUCCACUCUCACGGCAUGCUUGCCGGCGUCGCCAUUAGCCCCGAGACGCCCGCGUCCGCCAUCACGGACGAGAUCGGCAAUGCUGCCGACCACCUGCUCGUCAUGACUGUGCGCCCCGGGUAUGGCGGGCAGAAGUUCAUGCCCGAGUGCCUGCCCAAGUGUACCGAGCUCCGGGCCCGGUUCCCGGACAAGAACAUCCAGGUCGACGGCGGUGUUGGCGCCGGCAACGCUUGCCAGUGCGGAAAGGCUGGCGCCAACGUGCUUGUCGCUGGAACUGCUGUGUUUGGAUCCAAGGACCCGAGGCAGACCAUCAAGGAGAUGCGCACGGCGGUCGACGAGGGCGAGGAGGCCAAGUAG